Molecule: messenger RNA, 1883 nt
Organism: Vitis vinifera (wine grape)
Lineage: Eukaryota; Viridiplantae; Streptophyta; Magnoliopsida; Vitales; Vitaceae
Product: phenylacetaldehyde reductase
Exons: 7
Coding region: 23-1003 (326 amino acids)
Molecular function (GO): oxidoreductase activity, acting on the CH-OH group of donors, NAD or NADP as acceptor
Source: RefSeq, a predicted model, not a curated record
GAAAGUGGGAGAUUGAAGAGAGAUGAGUACUGGAGAAGGAAAGGUGGUGUGCGUGACUGGAGCUGCUGGGUUUGUAGCUUCAUGGCUGGUGAAGCUCCUGCUCCAACGUGGUUACACUGUUAGAGCAACUGUUCGUGACCCAAAUGAUCCAAAGAAGACAGAACACUUGCUUUCACUCGAUGGAGCUAAGGAAAGGCUUCGUUUAUUCAAAGCAGACUUAUUGGAAGAAGGGUCCUUUGAUCCCGUAGUUGAUGGAUGUGAUGGCGUUUUUCAUACAGCAUCGCCUGUUGUCAUGCAAGUCACUGACCCCCAGACAGAACUGAUUGACCCUGCAUUGAAGGGAACUAUCAAUGUCCUAAGGUCCUGCUCAAAAGUUCCAUCUGUCAAAAGAGUGGUUGUAACAUCGUCUAUGUCUGCGGUGGAACAAAAUGGAAAACCUCUGACUCCUGAGGUGAUAAUUGAUGAGAGCUGGUUUUCAGAUGCAGUUUUAUGCAAGGAAUCAAAGCUAUGGUACAAGCUUUCAAAGACCUUAGCUGAGGAGGCUGCUUGGAAGUUUUCAAAGGAGAACGGGAUUGACAUGGUCAUGAUAAAUCCAGGAUGGGUGCUCGGUCCUCUCUUACAGCCUACUCUUAAUCUAAGUGUGGAGGAAAUUCUGAAACUUCUAAAUGGAGUUCAAACAUUUCCCAAAACCACCUCAUAUACAUGGGUGGAUGCUAGAGAUGUUGCCAAUGCACAUAUUCAAGCAUUUGAACUUCCGGAAGCUAGUGGAAGAUACUGUUUAGUAGGGACUGUCUCACACCGUUCUGAGACACUGAAUAUCUUGCACAAGCUCUACCCUGCCAUACACAUACCUGAAAAAUGGGAAGAUGGCCAGACUUGUGUUCCAACCUUCCGGGUAUCCCAGGAGAAAGCAAAAAGUUUGGGCAUUCACUUCACUCCUCUGGAGGUGAGCAUGAAGGAUACCGUGGAAAGCUUGAAGGAGAAGAACUUCAUCAGCUUCUGAAUCAUUGUGUAUUGGAGAACUAUGCAACAACAGUGGUGAAGGCUUUGUCAAAGAUCUGAUUACGGCUCCUUCUGGUUUUGUUGCUGAUGGUGAAUCAAACACAUCUCAAAGGUUGUGUUCGGUGUUGCUGAAUGAAUUUAACUAUUUACCUUGGUCAAGAGCUGUUACAAUUGCUCUUGGUGGAAGAUCCAAGUUAGGAUUCAUCAAUGGAAAGGAGAAGGCUCCUGUUUUUGAUUCACCCGAAUAUGAGAUUUGGUUAUCAAAGGACCAGCUUGUCAUGUCUUGGAUUCUUAAUUCCAUGGAGCGCAAUAUAGCUGAGAUUUUCAGUUAUUCUGAAUCUUCUCUAGAUCUCUGGGAAGCCCUUCGAGACAUGUAUGGAAAUCAGAACAAUUCGGCACGAAUUUUUCAAAUUCAACAAGAAGUUAAUGCUCUUCGACAAGAUGGAAGGCCAUUCGUGAGUUUGCUUGGCAAUUUUAAGAGUCUGUGGAGCGAAUUGGAGGUCUACAGGCCUCAUACUGUUGAUCCAGUUGUUCUAAAGAAAAGAACAGAAGAAGACAGAGUUUUUCAGGUGCUGGCCAGUCUCGGUUCGGAGUUUGAGGAUCUCAGAUGUCAUAUUCUAAUGAGUCCAGAAUUGCCCUCCUUGAAGAGUGUCUGUUCAACUAUUCAACGUGAAGAAGUCCGUAGAAAGGUGAUGAUUCGUGAAACUAUGACUAAUUCCUCAGACACACGAGCCUACAUUGCUCAUAAAAAUUAUGAAGGUAAAUCCAUCAAAGGAAAACGAUUGGAUCUUAAGUGUGAACACUGUAAUGCACCUGGGCAUACAUCAGAUCGUUGUUGGGUUCUCCAUCCAGAACUCAAACCAAAAUUCACAAAGGACAAG